GGUAUAUUUGUGGUGUAAUUUCGAAAAUGAGGAGGUAUAUCUCAGUAUAUUUCCGACGGUCAGGCAGGUAUACUUUAUUAAUAAAUCCGCGGUCACACUGAUUUGCACAAAAAAAACACAUAUUUUUGAACCACUGUAAUGUAUACUAUAUAAAGGAAUAAAUACAAGUUUUGAGCAACUAAAUGCCCUUGCAAUCGAAUGUACAGCCGAGCCACAAGUGAAAUGUGAAAAGAAAGUGAUUUGUUAGUCGAAUAACUGCUUGUGUGUGUUUGUAUUGUGUGACGUACGCUUGCUGCGCUGCGACUGUGCUGUUACUGCGCUUCGCUGCACCACUGCAACGCAAAAUACGCGACGAAAAUAGGAAAACCCGAUACCAUUAUUCGCGCAACGGGCUGAAGUAAUGGAAAAGUUUCCACUGAAGGGCAGUAGGGAGGCUGCGGCAGAGGGGAACAGCUACAUAACCGCCUACCAAACGGUAAUGAAAAAGUCAAACGGUCACACGAGCGGAGCCGGUGCUGAGGGCGAAGGCGAUGCAAAUUAUCACGAUCAUCCGCUCGCGCCUCUCUCAAAACUAACCACCUCACUCACAGCGCCGGCCACAGACGACGAAGACAUGAUCGACAUAACGCCGCGCUCCAGUCCAGGCGAUGUGAUCGGCGGCGGAGGCGGCAGCAGCAGCGGUGGCUACCAUCGCGAGACUGCCACAGAGUCGGACACUGAGCGAGAUUUCGCGCACGCAGGCAAUCAUCACAAUCAGCGGACUAUGCACCAUCACCACCACCAGCAUGUGCCAACUCACAGUGCCUUCGGGGACCCCAUUGACGGCGCACUAUCGUUCUAUGGCUCGUCGGAUGUGCAAGAUGAUAUACCUGGCAUCGGCCAGUAUGAGGAUUUCCACACCAUCGACUGGCAGCGGGACAUUGCACGAGACCGUAUGCGACAUCGCUACAUAGUGAAGAAGCGACAGGACUCUGUGUGGGAUCUCAUCAAGGGCUCCAUUGAUGCCGGCUCUGGGUGGCUGUGCGUUCUGCUCGUUGGCAUUGCGGCCGGCUGCGUGGCGGGGAUGGUGGAUAUAGGCGCCAGCUGGAUGUCGGAUCUGAAGCACGGCAUUUGUCCGCCCGCAUUUUGGUUCAAUCGCGAACAAUGCUGCUAUCCGGCCAAGCAAUCGGUGUUCGAGGAGGGCAACUGUUCCACGUGGAAAACCUGGCCGGAGAUCUUUGGCCUGAGCCGCAAUGGCACGGGACCGUAUAUAAUCUCGUACAUCUGGUACGUGCUGUGGGCGUUGCUGUUUGCCUCGCUCAGCGCUUCACUGGUGCGAAUGUUUGCCCCGUACGCCUGCGGGUCUGGUAUUCCGGAGAUUAAGACUAUCCUGUCGGGCUUCAUCAUACGCGGCUAUCUGGGCAAAUGGACCCUGCUGAUCAAAUCGGUGGGCCUGAUGCUGUCGGUGUCCGCUGGCCUGACCCUGGGCAAGGAGGGCCCCAUGGUCCACAUCGCUAGUUGCAUCGGUAAUAUAUUCUCGCAUCUGUUCCCCAAGUACGGCCGGAACGAGGCCAAAAAGCGUGAGAUACUUUCGGCAGCAGCUGCGGCAGGGGUCUCCGUGGCUUUCGGGGCACCGAUUGGAGGAGUUCUGUUCUCGCUGGAGGAGGUGUCCUACUACUUCCCCUUGAAGACGCUGUGGCGUUCCUUCUUCUGUGCGCUGAUUGCUGCCUUCGUACUGCGUUCGCUAACUCCUUUCGGGAACGAGCACUCAGUGCUCUUCUUCGUGGAGUACAACAAGCCAUGGAUCUUCUUCGAACUUAUUCCCUUUGUGUUUCUGGGAAUCAUGGGAGGAGUGAUUGGAACGUUCUUUAUCAAGGCCAAUUUGUGGUGGUGCCGCUACAGGAAGUUCAGCAAGCUGGGCCAAUAUCCAGUCAUGGAAGUGCUGUUUGUCACCCUGGUCACCGGCAUCAUCUGCUAUCCGAAUCCAUUCACCCGCAUGAACAUGAACGAGCUGAUCUUUCUGUUGGUUAGCAAAUGCUCACCCGGUGAUGUCACUAAUCCCUUGUGCGACUACAAGCGAAUGAACAUUACAAUGGGUAACAGUGUCAUUGAGGUCACAGAGCCCGGUCCCGGCAUCUAUAGCUCCAUUUGGCUGCUCAUGCUCACCUUUAUACUUAAACUGGCUCUGACCAUCUUUACGUUUGGCAUGAAAGUGCCGGCUGGUCUCUUUAUACCGUCCUUGCUGCUGGGCGCCAUCAUGGGCCGCAUUGUGGGCAUCGGCGUGGAGCAGUUUGCGUACAGCUAUCCCAACAUUUGGUUCUUCACGGGAGAGUGCGCGGACAGCAAUCUCAUUACACCCGGCCUGUAUGCGGUGGUAGGCGCUGCAGCCGUGUUAGGCGGCGUCACACGCAUGACUGUCUCCUUGGUGGUCAUCAUGUUUGAGUUGACGGGCGGCGUGCGGUACAUUGUUCCGCUCAUGGCAGCCGCCAUGGCCUCCAAGUGGGUGGGCGAUGCUUUGGGCAGACAGGGCAUCUACGAUGCGCACAUUGCGCUCAACGGUUAUCCGUUCCUGGACAGCAAGGAGGAGUUUGCGCAUACCACGCUGGCCGCAGAUGUAAUGCAGCCCAAACGCAAUGAAACUCUUAAUGUCAUCACACAAGACUCCAUGACGGUGGACGAUGUGGAGAACCUGCUGAAGGAGACCGAACACAAUGGCUAUCCAGUGGUGGUGUCCACAGAGAAUCAAUAUUUGGUUGGCUUUGUUUUGCGCAGGGAUCUCAACUUGGCCAUCGGAAAUGCCAAGCGUCUGAUCGAGGGCAUCAGCAGCAGUUCCAUAGUAUUAUUCACCUCGACCACGCCAACCCAAAAUCUGGGACCCCAACCUCUCAAGCUAAAAAAGAUACUCGAUAUGGCGCCCAUCACGGUGACCGAUCAAACGCCAAUGGAAACGGUAGUGGAUAUGUUCCGAAAGCUCGGACUGCGGCAGACCUUAGUCACACACAAUGGUCGCCUGCUCGGGGUGAUUACCAAGAAGGAUGUGCUGCGUCAUGUGAAACAAAUGGAUAACGAAGACCCUAAUACAGUGCUCUUCAAUUGAAUUUAUGAGUCAAUCGGGAGCUGGGUGACCGCCGUCACCGCCGCUUCUAGUUAUUACUAUCGCAAACCCACAAUAUUUGAUAUGUGCAAAGUGCAGAUUGCAAACCUAAGCUUAAGUGAACAGUUGAACGUGUGGAUAUGGAGUGGAUAGUGGAGUAUGGAGCAGAAGUUGACUGGAUUAGUAAAUCGCAUGGAUCUGAGUAGUAGAGUUAUGGUAGAGUCAUCAGACGUUCGAAAGUGAGAGAUUUAGCAAAAUUGUGUGCAGUUCUAUUAUAUAUUUAUAUGUAUAACCCCGUAUAUCUCGUUAAUUGUAUGUUAUAAUUUAUUCUACGCUAGGGCAAGUGUUUCAAUACAAGCAAAAGUAUUCAUCUAA
Molecule: messenger RNA, 3448 nt
Organism: Drosophila obscura
Lineage: Eukaryota; Metazoa; Arthropoda; Insecta; Diptera; Drosophilidae
Gene: ClC-c
Product: H(+)/Cl(-) exchange transporter 3
Exons: 10
Coding region: 401-3076 (891 amino acids)
Biological process (GO): transmembrane transport; chloride transport
Cellular component (GO): early endosome; synaptic vesicle; Golgi apparatus
Molecular function (GO): voltage-gated chloride channel activity
Source: RefSeq, a predicted model, not a curated record